Postia placenta MAD-698-R-SB12 is the source of this 399-nucleotide messenger RNA. RefSeq lists its product as hypothetical. The record is from RefSeq and is a predicted model, not a curated record. The coding region runs from base 1 to 399 and encodes 132 amino acids. NCBI's taxonomy places the organism in Eukaryota, Fungi, Basidiomycota, Agaricomycetes, Polyporales, Adustoporiaceae. The transcript is spliced from 2 exons.
AUGGCCCCUAAUCUCUUCGACAAGAUCCCGGCCAGCGACACCCAGCUAAGCGCGGCGCUACAGAAGGUUCGGACCCAGGCGGUCCCCCAUAACUCCGAUGGUGCCGACAAAUUGUGGAUUCUUGCCACCGACGGCACUCUGGAAUGGAAUCUCGACAACUAUAGUGGGAAAGCUCCCUUUUCCAGUGGCGGGAAGGGUGUUGGUGUGUACUACGGAACCUGCAUCACCAUCCUCAAGGACAGCGAGAUCGGAUUUUUCGACCUCACAGUUAAGGAGGACGGCGUCACUCUCAUCUUGAGGGAUAGCAACAACCAGAACGCAGUACUGACCUACCCGGGCUCUGGAGCUGAGGACGGCAUAGUCGGGUCUUACAAAGGCAAUUGGAAGAAGUCGGCCUAG